AUGGGGAAGAGGAAGUCGAGGACCUCCAAGCUGAUGGCGGAGCCCAAGAAGAAGCCGAAGCUGGACACGGACUUCACCUGCCCCUUCUGCAACCAUCCGGGUGCCGUCCAGUGCGACAUCUUCUUUAAAGCACGCCGUCCGUUCGCCGUGGCGUCGUGCAGCGUCUGCAAGGAGACCUAUGCCACCAAGGCCAACGCACUGACGGAGCCCAUCGACGUCUACAGCGAGUGGAUCGACUCCUGCGAGGAAGCCAACGAGGGCGUCGUCGUCCGCCGGCCGCGCUUGGGGGAAGCUAGGAACUAG
Messenger RNA from Miscanthus lutarioriparius, 303 nucleotides. Lineage: Eukaryota; Viridiplantae; Streptophyta; Magnoliopsida; Poales; Poaceae. The record is from the annotation of a GenBank genome assembly.